AUGCAGAGUUUGACAGAAGAGAAGACCAUGUCUUUUUGUAAUUUUCCUUUCACUGCUGACAAGACUGUGAAGAACAGGCCGUUGAUAGUGUCUGUGGAGAACUUCUAUCCAGGUGAAGAUCUGAGCAAGAGAAACGGCGUGAAGAGAGACAAUCGAAGACUUCACAAAAUCCUCAGCAAGCUCGGCUUCUCUGUGGACAUCAGAAUGGACAUGAAUGCAGAUGAGAUCUAUAAAGCAUUUAAAGCAGAGAGCCAGAAGACGGUCAAAGACUGUUUUGUGGGCGUCAUAUCCAGUCAUGGUGAGGAGGGGGUUGUGUUUGGCGCUGAUGGACGUGCUGUGAAACUGGCUGAGAUCUACAGCUACUUUGGAGGUCCAUCAAUGGCAGACAAGAGCAAACUCUUUCUGAUCCAGGCUUGUCGAGGGCAUGGGUUGGAUGAAGGUGUGGAGGCUGACUCUUCAUUCUCAGAGGAAGAGGACGGCAUGUCUGAGCUCUUUUCCAUCCCUAUUGACACAGCAGUCAUGUACGCCACAUCUCCAGGUUACGGUGCAUUCAUGCAUCCUCUGGGCUCGGCGUUGAUUCAAACCUUUUGUAAAUUGCUAGAAGAGGAAGGAGGUCCGGAUCUGGAGAUCACAAGACUCCUGACUCGAAUAAACUUCCAGGUGGCCUACAACUUUGAAUCCAGAGGGAAACGGUUGGGCGGCAAGAAACAGAUGCUGUGCUUUGUGACCCGCUUUACCAGAGAGGUUUUCCCAUUCAGAAAGAUGGCAGCAGCCGAAGAUUUGAGCGUGACAUUUGCAGCCACGCAGCUUAUCGAUGAACUCAAUCGAUCACGGAAGAGCUCCAUCAGCUGAACAGAGACGGACUGGAAGAAUAUGUGGAGAAACUGAUUCAUGUUAGAUAUCACAUUAUC
Messenger RNA from Sinocyclocheilus rhinocerous, 911 nucleotides. Its product is annotated as caspase-7-like. The transcript has 4 exons. The record is from RefSeq and is a predicted model, not a curated record. Gene Ontology annotation, molecular function: cysteine-type endopeptidase activity. Lineage: Eukaryota; Metazoa; Chordata; Actinopteri; Cypriniformes; Cyprinidae. Gene Ontology annotation, biological process: proteolysis. Bases 1 to 852 code for a protein of 283 amino acids.